Molecule: messenger RNA, 2918 nt
Organism: Pseudo-nitzschia multistriata
Lineage: Eukaryota; Bacillariophyta; Bacillariophyceae; Bacillariales; Bacillariaceae
Source: the annotation of a GenBank genome assembly
ACGGGCAUUAGUACCGUACGCACCGUAUGGUACCGUACCCAGCGGUGCUGCAGUGCGAAAACGGCAUGCGACAAAAACUACACGACACGAAUCAAAAUUGCCCGCAUCAUUGCGCCGUACGGUUCGGUCCAGUUGUACUCGUACAGGUACUCGUAUCGUAACUGUCAUUCGAUCGGUGCUCCAGAGAAAAGGAAGAGCAUCGGCAACAUUACAUUAUAACACCGCUAGGCGCAGAGCAGAUCAAAAUGGCGGGAACCAGCGGCAGYGAAGUGCCGUAUUCCGCGCCCGAACCGUCCAAAGAAAUCCCGGUCCUUGCAUACAAGAACGAUUCCGGCGACACCGGCGGCGGCGACAGCGGGGUCGGUCUCCCACCGGAGUACGCCAUGAUCGAACUGAACGGGAAUCUGAUCGCUCCGGUGGAAUUCCCACCGGGGGAUUCUUGCCGGGAAAUAUUCGGGACYGACCAUCGUGUCGAGUUGGGAAAGCUGUACAUGAAGGGUCCCGAAAAGGCGAGUAGGUUUUGUUUUGUGUCGGCACGGUAGCACGGAACGUAGUAGCACAGCAUGCCCGAGCGGCGGGUCGGUGAUUUUUUUCGCCUGUGUCGGAAAAUCCAUCGAGGCGGCCGUUCUCACKUUGUUCGCAUCUGUUAUGUCAAUGCUUGUCGAAUCACUCCUUUUUACAGACACCGGUAAUGAUACUGGGGAACCACCAACUCACGGGGGAGGUAAAAAAACUCGACGAUCCCUUUUGUCUCAUGGAGAAAAAGUACAAGGAAGGUGUCACMCCGAAACAAAUCGAAUCCUACCAGAUUAUUGGCAUAGUUCAAAAGAAAUUCUUGUUCAAAAACUAUCCGAAGGUGAUUAUGCGAUAAGAAAGUAGUUUUGAAAACGAAGGAUGCGGGAGAGAGGUACAUUGGACRGGGGGAGAAAAUUAUGGCUGAGCAAGGAGUAUGGUCAGAUGGACGAACCUCUAGCUSCAUCGAUCGACAGAUCCGYAGGGGGGACGCGGUCUCAAUUUUWAUCACAACGUUUCUUCGGAAAUGAUCACCWUAGGUUAUAGGGUCGUUUGGAAUGUCAAAAUCUAGAGACAAAUUAUAGUUCCGUCUGAUUUUCGMUGUAUUCCCAAGCGCACGAUGCAUUUCAUUUCCACCUUGUGAUACAACUACUGGUAGAGACUUUUAAUAGUGUAAAAGAAUACUGUUGUGUUCCGAAGCUAAUGCGACAUUCCUUCCUUCUUGGCGUUGCCUAGCUACUACUAGAAGAAGAAUCGGUAAGACAUCUCACCGACCAAGAGUGUGAAUCCUAACGUGCGAUGGACGGACCAAAUGCAAUGCACGACUGAACAGAGCAAUCACCGCCACUAUACCGGUACCGCGACAUCUGUGCAGUUCGUUUGUAAAAUACGACACAAUCCUUGUCUCUUUUCUCUCUCCUCGAGAAACAGCAGAAACAGCAGAAGCAGCAACAACAGCUACAACUAUUAACAGCCGAGCGCGGCCGCAGCACAACCAGCCACCACGGAACAACACCCAUCGGAACCAUGAGCAGCAGCGAAACAGCGGUGCCCACCCCCGACAACGCCAACGCGGAGUGCGUCGGUCCGUCGUCCGAAAAUGCCGGSAGGGCCUCGGCGUGCGACGGCUGCCCGAACCAGAAAGCCUGCGGGAGCGGGGCCUUCAACAGCCCCGAGGCGAUCGCACGGUCCAGGGAAGAGGCCACCAAGCUGCAGACGUCCCUGGAGAACGUCUCGCACACGGUGCUGGUCCUGAGCGGAAAGGGCGGCGUCGGAAAAUCGACCGUCAGCUGCCAGCUGGCGCACACCCUGGCGAGCAUGGGCUACGCCGUGGGACUCCUGGACGUGGACCUCUGCGGGCCCUCGGCGCCCCGAAUGAUACUGGGCGACGCGCACCUGACGGCGCAGAUCGCCCAGUCCGCCUCCGGGGGGUGGAUCCCGGUCUACAACCCCGACAAGCCCAACCUCUGCUGCGUCUCGAUUUCCUUCCUGCUGCCGGACGAAAACCGGGACCAGGCGGUGGUGUGGAGAGGCCCGCGGAAGAACGGUUUGAUCCAGCAGUUCCUGACGCAGGUCGACUGGACGGGCGAAACGGACGGCCUCGACUAUCUGAUCGUCGACACGCCGCCGGGGACCUCCGACGAGCACAUCUCGACGGUCCAGUACCUCCAAAAGGCCGGUGCUGUCUCUGGAGCGGUCCUGGUGACAACGCCCGAGGAAGUCUGCAUGGCCGACGUGCGCAAGGAACUCAAUUUUUGUCAAAAGACCAAGGUUCCGGUGAUGGGGGUAGUCGAAAACAUGGGGGAGUAUACCACGACACUGGACCGGCUUGCCUUUGCUUGCUCCGCAACGAGGGCGACGGGGGACGGGGGCACCACCGGCGACAAAGAAGACUGCACCCAAAAGGUGCUCGAUACCCUCCGCACACACUGCCCCGAGCUCUUCGAGGACGGAUCGACCCUGUCGGUGUCGUCCACGCUCUACCCGGCCAGCGGGGGCGGCCCGAGAGAAAUGGCCGACCGCUACGGCGUCCCGUACUGGGGAUUGCUCCCGAUGGACCCGGACCUCCUGCAGGCCUGUGAGCACGGGAAGGCCUUUGUCGAGGAGCGUCCCGACAGCCUGGCAGCCAAGGCCCUAGAGGGGUUCUGCCAAAAGAUCAUCGCCAGGCUUCCCGUGGAAGAAAUAGCAGACGAAGAAAUGUCGUAGCAAACACCGGGCGGAUGGACGCCGAGCUUCGAUCGGCGUCGGGGAGAGGCGAUUAGAGGAAACAUCGCAUCGAGGACAAAGUCUACACUUGGUUUCGGAAUAUGGCAUCGAGUGCGGUACAAAAGCAAACUUGAACUGCGACGAUGCUGCAAAGGCACUUCCUUUCCGAUGGAUUGGGAGACUAAAAAUGCUCGAAAAAA